Molecule: messenger RNA, 988 nt
Organism: Drosophila rhopaloa
Lineage: Eukaryota; Metazoa; Arthropoda; Insecta; Diptera; Drosophilidae
Gene: CAH8
Product: carbonic anhydrase 12
Exons: 4
Coding region: 71-982 (303 amino acids)
Cellular component (GO): cytoplasm
Molecular function (GO): carbonate dehydratase activity; zinc ion binding
Source: RefSeq, a predicted model, not a curated record
UUCCGUGGUAAAUCGAAUUUGGACUAAGUUCUCAAAGAUUGGAGUAUACAGCGGGGUGAUCAGGUGGAAAAUGCAUUUUCCGGCUUUUGAUGACUUCUAUCAGCGAAUUCUGUUUCUGUUGCCGUUCGCCGCAAAUUUGAGAUCCAAUGAAUUCGACUACAAAACACCAGAGAGUUGGCAGGUUAAAUACCCCCAGUGUGGAGGACCAGAUCAAUCGCCUAUUGCGAUUAGCAGACGAAAGGUUAUUCCAAUUAACUUGCACCCUCUGCUAUUCGGACUAUACGAUGAGCCUUUUGAUGAUCUGGUGACUGUGAGAAACACUGGACAUACAGUGGACUUUAUGGUGCCUGCGACGAUUUAUGGUGUCAAGCCCUUCGUCACAGGCGGCUUAUUGCGGGAUUGCUACGAAGCUGAGGAAGUGCACUUCCAUUGGGGAUCUUCCGGCAAGAAGGGAUCGGAACACGUUAUCAAUGGUCGUCGUCAUGACCUGGAAAUGCACAUAGUCCAUCGGAAUAAUAAAUAUCUGACCCUCAAAGAAGCACUAAACUACAGCGACGGCGUGACUGUGUUGGCAGUGCUUUUUAAGGUUGUAAGGGCAGGUCCCAUGUUCUACCAACCCGGACUCAACGAGGUCUUUAAUUCGCUGCUCCACUUGAGCGACUUUAACAGCAGCUAUACGGUGCCGGAACGUUUCACUCUGGGAUCUUUGUUGGGCAAUCUGGACAGAGGCAACUUCUACACGUACAAGGGAUCCUUGACCACGCCCCCCUGCUCACCGGUGGUCCAGUGGCAUGUGUUCGCCGAGGUGCUUCGCAUUUCGGAUAAGGAACUUCCCAAAUUUUUUCAACUGCACGACAAGUGGGGUAAUAAGCUGCUCAAAAAUUUCCGACCGCUGCAGUCGCAGGAAAACCGACUGAUUUUCCACCGCCAACCUUUCAUUCCGCUGCAACAGGAGCCACUGCAAGAACUGAUCUGGUUAUAGCCAGAA